AUGACCAUCAGUGCGAUUUCAAGCACCGCCCAAUCCAUCUGGAGCAUUGGACUAGGCAGAGUCAACUCGGCGGCCAUUAUCCGAGGCUGGAUAUUAAGCACCAGAGGGUCGGAAUCGGAACGCAUUCUGGCAUCUCCUCUCGUCGCCAACGUGCCACAAACAGUCUUCUCUUUCAUAUACCUUCAGCUCAACGGACUCCUCACCUCAAUAUGGCUUUGCGAGGAAUGGAAAGGGUUCGAAUUCACUCGGAAGGCACUCCGAGUCUCUAAUCCCAAAGGCAACCAACGGAGCAGGCACUUUGUCCAGCUCCCCUACCGAGUCGCAAUACCAAUGCUGACCGUGGCGGGCCUCCUUCACUGGCUCCUGUCGCAAUCGAUCUGCCUAGCGGUCGUAGCGGAAUACGGCAACGAUGGCAAGCUAGUCAAUCCCACGACCGUCGGAACCUAUGGCUUUUCACCUCUGGCUACCAUCUUCGUGAUUGCGUUUGCUGGCUGUUUGAUAGUGGGUGUCAUAGCACUGGGUCAAAGGAGGUUCCAUGGGGCCAUGCCGCUGGCAGAAAAGUUGCAGUGCGGCUAUUUCAGCGGCUUGUCAUCGGCCAGAUUGGGAUAA
Exophiala aquamarina CBS 119918 is the source of this 609-nucleotide messenger RNA. RefSeq lists its product as uncharacterized. The transcript has a single exon. NCBI's taxonomy places the organism in Eukaryota, Fungi, Ascomycota, Eurotiomycetes, Chaetothyriales, Herpotrichiellaceae. The coding region runs from base 1 to 609 and encodes 202 amino acids. The record is from RefSeq and is a predicted model, not a curated record.